Messenger RNA from Nicotiana attenuata, 829 nucleotides. Its product is annotated as protein PPLZ12. The coding region runs from base 27 to 488 and encodes 153 amino acids. Lineage: Eukaryota; Viridiplantae; Streptophyta; Magnoliopsida; Solanales; Solanaceae. The record is from RefSeq and is a predicted model, not a curated record. The transcript has 2 exons.
UCUUAUUUUAGCUUAUAUGUCAGGUGAUGGGUGCGUAUGGAUAUAACAUCGAGCACAUACUGAUGGUUGACAUUAUUCCUGAUGCUUCUGUACGAAAGGCAAUGAACGAGAUAAAUGCAGCUCAAAGGAUGCAGCUUGCUAGUGUAUACAAGGGAGAAGCAGAAAAGAUUCUCCAAGUUAAGAAAGCAGAAGCUGAGGCGGAAGCCAAGUAUUUAGGCGGGGUUGGGGUUGCCAGGCAGAGGCAGGCAAUUACAGAUGGUUUGAGAGAAAACAUCUUGAACUUCUCACAUAAAGUAGAAGGCACCUCCGCUAAAGAAGUGAUGGAUCUUAUAAUGAUCACCCAGUACUUUGACACCAUCAAAGACCUUGGAAACUCUUCAAAGAACACGACAGUUUUCAUACCACAUGGUCCUGGCCAUGUUCGUGACAUUGGUGAUCAGAUACGCAACGGCCUGAUGGAGGCAGCUAGUGCACAGGUCACUGAAUAGGUUUGCUUGUCUGCAGAAUGUACUGUGAGAAGCAUCUCCCUACAUACGUCUGGAAAGAAGGUUAAACAAUAAAAAUAAAGUUUGCUUUGAGAGUUUUGGCAUGGAUUGCUUUCGUUUCCUCUUUUGCUUGAUGUUGUAUAGCUAAUAAAAUAAAAUAAAGGAUAGUCUUAAAUAGAAAAAAGAAAAGAGCACCUGAAAAAUGUGUAUUUGCUUUUCAGUUGCUACAGCUGUUAAGGGGAUGAAGAUCCGAGAAAUAUGUUUAAUAGGAUAUCACGUCCUUGACAUUUGUGUAUGGACUGUGGAUAUGAGAACUUCUAUAUUUGUUUCGAUUCCAUCUCAUG